Enhydra lutris kenyoni (northern sea otter) is the source of this 3039-nucleotide messenger RNA. RefSeq names its product cereblon. The record is from RefSeq and is a predicted model, not a curated record. NCBI's taxonomy places the organism in Eukaryota, Metazoa, Chordata, Mammalia, Carnivora, Mustelidae. Gene Ontology annotation, biological process: protein ubiquitination. Gene Ontology annotation, cellular component: Cul4A-RING E3 ubiquitin ligase complex. The coding region runs from base 22 to 1356 and encodes 444 amino acids. The transcript is spliced from 11 exons.
CUCCUCUGCGGGUAAACAGACAUGGCCGGCGAGAGAGACCCGCAGGACGCUGCGCACAACAUGGGCAACCACCUGCCGCUCCUCCCUGCAGAGAGUGAGGAAGAAGAUGAAAUUGAAAUGGAAGUCGAAGACCAGGAUAGCAAAGAAGCCAAAAAACCAAACGUCAUAAAUUUUGACACCAGUCUGCCAACAUCACAUACAUAUCUGGGCGCUGAUAUGGAAGAAUUUCAUGGCAGGACUUUGCACGAUGACGACAGCUGUCAGGUUAUUCCAGUUCUGCCACAGGUGAUGAUGAUCCUGAUCCCUGGGCAGACCUUACCUCUUCAGCUUUUUCGUCCUCAGGAAGUCAGUAUGGUGCGGAAUUUAAUUCAGAAAGACAGAACCUUUGCAGUUCUUGCAUACAGUAAUAUACAGGAGAGGGAAGCACAGUUUGGAACAACAGCAGAGAUAUAUGCCUAUCGAGAAGAACAGGAUUUCGGAAUUGAGAUAGUGAAAGUGAAAGCAAUUGGAAGACAAAGGUUCAAAGUCCUUGAGCUAAGAACACAGUCAGAUGGAAUCCAGCAAGCUAAAGUGCAAAUUCUUCCUGAAUGUGUGUUGCCUUCAACCAUGUCUGCAGUUCAGUUAGAAUCCCUCAAUAAAUGCCAGAUAUUUCCUUCAAAACCUGUCUCAUGGGAAGACCAGUAUUCAUGUAAAUGGUGGCAGAAAUACCAGAAGAGAAAGUUUCAUUGUGCAAAUUUGACUUCAUGGCCUCGCUGGCUAUAUUCCUUAUAUGAUGCUGAAACUUUAAUGGAUAGAAUCAAGAAACAGCUGCGUGAAUGGGAUGAAAAUCUAAAAGAUGAUUCUCUUCCUUCAAAUCCAAUAGAUUUUUCUUACAGAGUAGCUGCUUGUCUUCCUAUUGAUGAUGUAUUAAGGAUUCAGCUCCUUAAAAUUGGUAGUGCCAUCCAACGACUUCGCUGUGAACUAGAUAUUAUGAAUAAAUGUACAUCUCUUUGCUGUAAACAAUGUCAAGAAACAGAAAUAACCACCAAAAAUGAAAUAUUCAGUUUAUCAUUGUGUGGACCGAUGGCAGCUUAUGUGAAUCCUCAUGGAUAUGUGCAUGAGACACUGACCGUGUAUAAGGCUUGCAACUUGAACCUCAUAGGCCGGCCUUCUACCGAGCACAGCUGGUUUCCUGGGUAUGCUUGGACUAUCGCCCAGUGUAGGAUCUGUGCAAGCCAUAUUGGAUGGAAAUUUACGGCCACCAAAAAAGACAUGUCACCUCAAAAAUUUUGGGGUUUGACUCGAUCUGCUCUGCUGCCCACUAUCCCAGACACUGAAGAUGAGAUAAGUCCCGACAAAGUAAUACUUUGCUUAUAAACAAAUGCAGUAGAGAUAAAGUUAAUAUUUAUUAAGUUGGUCUUGUAAAAUCAGAUCUGCUUUGGAAAUUACUGCAUUUGAUGCAUACCCAAGUAAAAAGCAACAUUACAUGGAAGGUUGCAGUUUCUUAGUCAAAAGGUAUUUGAAGUUUUAAAUUAAAAUAUACUAUUGGAAGGAUGAAAAACAGUUUAGAAAACUUGGUUUUUAGGAAUAUCUACCUUAGUAUCAUUAUAGUCUGGCCUGCUAGGACACGAAGACCUCUCUGAAAGGGGAGGAGAUGGGUUUCCUGCACAAACUUACUUGUAAUUCCUCUAACACGAGGUUAGCCACUUGCUCAUGAUACAUGGAACCAACAGCAAGUUCUUACCUGUGCUCUGACAGAAGUUCCCAAAGCUAGGGUGCCAAAUACAAGGUCCUUUAAUUUUCUUGAGUUUCUCUCAUACUGAUUUGUAAAUUUUGAAAAUAUUAAAGAGUUAAAAUAUACAGUUUGAGCCCCAAAAUAGUGUUCAUUUCCUUACGCAUUUGUUAGUGAGAAAUAUAACUUAUUCGCUCAGUGUUUGUCUGAACAACCUGGUUAUUCUGUUCCAAAUUCCAAUUUGAACCUAAAUUAAUACGGAACAGAGAUAUUUAUUAGAACACACCUCCCUUCUGUCUGGUUAAAAGUAACUGUAUUUUGUAAGCACCUCAGUUCCAUGUAAAUUGAAAAUCUGUAAGUAAAAUUUAAGAGCAAACAAUAUUACACCAUCUUUGUUUAAAUAAUGUAAAAUAUUUACUCACAAGCUGCUUAAUUGAAGCAUUAAGAUGAAGUUUUAGAUAGACUGAUUAGCCACCUACCUCUUCGCUUCUAUGUUCAAGUGUUGAUUAGAACCUUUCACAUUUGUGUAAAUAUGACAACUUCACUGCUUUACAUAAUUGGGGAAAGUUCAGCUAAUGGGGAGAAAUGUAUGAGGCCAAAAACAGACUGUUAAAUCUGUUUUAAUUAAUAUUUUCUUUUACCAAAUGUGCAAUGGUUAUGAUUGCCUAAACUAAAAUGCUCAACUGAAGAUCUCAUGUUGUGUAUUUAUGUACAGGAGGUAAGUGAAAAGCAUCUCAAGAACGCUGUCCAUUCUGUAGGACAUCCCCAAGCUGUAGGGGUUUUGUAGUACUAACAACCUUGGGUUUAUAGGACUGUAACCAGUUGUUCAGACAGCCUUACCCUAUGCCAGCAGCACAGUCACAGAGAGUGCACACUACUUUUACUUUUGCCACCUGAAGGGUGUAGUCUCACAGUGUUCUAUUUUGUUUACUAACACUGGCCAAUAAAAUUUUCAGAUACAUAAAAGAAGUGCAUUUAACACUAUUUUAAACUGGUUUUGUAAGUAACAAAAUAAGACCUCUGAAAUACCUCUCUACAUACUUCUAUUUAGAAAUACAGAUUCUCUGAUUUUAGUGAGAUUUAAAUUACUAACUUCUCCCCACAAGGGACAGAGAUGCUAGGACUGGCUACACAAAAAGUAAAAUCAAUUAUAAAAUGUCAGAGUGUAACAGCUGAAACAAUACUUGGCACUGUACACCCCUUUACCUACUGAAAGCAUUUGGGGCUCAAGCCUUUAAAAACCAUACAUACAGGUCUGGUCAUGGAUGUUUUAAUGUAGGCCAUAUCUUUUUAAUUUGUGAAAAAAAUAAAUGACUGAGGGUACAGGA